Molecule: messenger RNA, 1994 nt
Organism: Leucoraja erinaceus (little skate)
Lineage: Eukaryota; Metazoa; Chordata; Chondrichthyes; Rajiformes; Rajidae
Product: nucleoplasmin-like
Exons: 9
Coding region: 853-1437 (194 amino acids)
Biological process (GO): positive regulation of DNA replication; chromatin remodeling
Cellular component (GO): cytoplasm; nucleoplasm; nucleolus
Molecular function (GO): RNA binding; histone binding; chromatin binding
Source: RefSeq, a predicted model, not a curated record
UGGGUUAAUUGGCCUCUGGAAGUUGCCCAGAGUGUGUCGGGAGUGGGUGAGAUAGUGGGGUAACAUGGAACUAGUGUGAGCAGAUGAGUAAUGGUCAGCAUGGACUCUGUGGGCUGAAGGGCCUGUUUCCAUGCUGUAUCUCUAAACUAAACUGGACAGGGGUGGGGAUAAGUGUUGAAUGUUUGAACUGUGGAAUAUUGGCCAGGACCCUGAUCUUUAUAUAGUGCCAAAGGAUUUGGUGGAGAUGCAUGUUUCUGCAAUAGAUUGACUGGGCCUUAUAUUGGCUGGAAUUUAGAAGGAUGAGAGGCAAUCUUAUAGGAACAUAUACAAUUCUCAAGGGAUUGAACAGGCUAGAUGCAGGAAAAAUGUUCCUGAUGUUGGAGGGGGAGUCCAGACCCAGGGGUCACACAGUUUAAGAUUAAGGGGUCAGCCAUUUAGGACUGUGAUGAGGAAAAUCUUUUUCAGCCAGAGAGUUGUGAAUCUGUGGAAUUCUCUGCCACGGAAGGCAGUGGAGGCCAAUUUACUGGAUGUUUUCAAGAGAGAGUUAGAUAGAGGUCAUCGGGCUAAUGGGAUCGCAGGAUAUGGGGAGAAAGCAGGAACGGGGUACUGAUUCUGGAUGAUCAGCCAUGACCAUAUUGAAUGGUGGUGCUGGCUCGAAGGGCUGAAGGGCCUACUCCUGCACCUAGUUUCUAUGUUCCCUUAUUGUAUAAAUGCAUCUAUGUGUGUGUCUCUCUCUCUCCUCCUGCCAGUCCCACUGGAUGUGACCUUCUUCCAGGGUAUAAUAUCGAUGAUUUAACUUCACCGCAUCUCGAGUAGAAUUCUCUGUCUUUUUUUUUUGCAGUGUCGAAAAAAAUGAUUUCAAAUAAAAGUCUGGCCAGCAAAAUGGAGAAGCCAGUUGCUGUACUCUGGGGUUGCGAGCUGAACACCACACAGAAGACACAGAAGUUUGUGUUUGCAGAAGAUGAUUCUGACGAACAUCACUUGGUCUUGAAGACGAUAUGUUUGGGUGCCGGUACAAAGGAUGAACUGAAUGUCGUGGAAAUAGUACCAGAGGAUGGGAGUCUGCCAGUCCCCAUUGCCUCUCUACGCCUCUCCUCCUUGCCCAUGGUUGUCAUUAGUGGCAUAGAACUGACCUCGCCUGUAACCUUCAGACUGAAGUGUGGGUCUGGUCCAGUCUACUUAAUGGGGGAGAACAUGAUAUUGGAGGAUGAGACGUGGGAAGCGGGGGAUGAGGAAGAGGAGGCGGAAGAGGAGGAGGAGGAGGAGGACCUUGAGGAGGAAACUCCGCCAAAGAAAGUCAAGAGGCCGGCGCCCACCAGGAAAACCGGACUUUCCAAGAAGAAACGAUUAGACACGGACAAGGCAGAAGCAGUAUCAGGCGAUAAGUUGCCAGCCACGGGAAAGGAUUCCAAUAAACCUAAAUCAGCCAAAAACUAACAGCUUGUGGAUUUGAAAUGGUCAUUCACGGACACGAGGGGAUUCAACUUAUUUUUGUACCGAUGGUGAAAAUGCAUUGAAAUAAAGUUCAGAACUCAUUCACUUUGUCUGGCUGGUGUGUGCAGUAAACUGAUGAGCAUCCAAUAGGCUGUAACACAGCCAAGUUUUUAAUGCUGUUAACUCUUGGCUGAAGGAAAUGCACUUAAUUAUUUUUAAAGUUCUUUUUUUGAAGUUCUAACGUUUGGGGAAAAUCCCUUUAGUCAGGAUCUGUAACAGAAGAGUUGAGAACUCCACAACUCUGCUGUGUAACAUUUGAACUAAAGUAUACUGAUCCCCCACCAUUGUUCAAGGGUUGUGCAGCGGUAGAGUUGCUGCCUCACAGCGCCAGAGACCCAGGUUCGAUCCUGACCACGGGUGCUGUCUGUACGGAGUUUGUACGUUCUCCCCGUAACCUGCGUGGGUUUUCUCCAAGGCCUUCGGUUUCCUCCAACACAACAAAGACGUGCAGGUUUGUAGGUCAAUUAACUUGGUAUAAAAAUGUAAAAUUGUCCCGAGUG